Messenger RNA from Yarrowia lipolytica CLIB122, 1881 nucleotides. RefSeq lists its product as uncharacterized. NCBI's taxonomy places the organism in Eukaryota, Fungi, Ascomycota, Dipodascomycetes, Dipodascales. Gene Ontology annotation, molecular function: DNA binding; ATP binding; enzyme activator activity. The record is from RefSeq and is a predicted model, not a curated record. Gene Ontology annotation, cellular component: nucleus. Gene Ontology annotation, biological process: DNA repair; DNA-templated DNA replication; DNA synthesis involved in DNA repair.
AUGGUAUCUUGUCCUGUCUGUGGCAAAUCCGUCGAUCUGGCACGUGUCAACGCCCAUCUAGACGAAGGCUGUCCCGAUGAGGCGCCAGAAAACACACCCAGCAAGUCGUUUCUGAAACGCGAACGCCGCGAUAAAUCCGAGUUCGAAACGCCCAAGAAAAAACCGUGCUCCAAGACCGUUUUUUCACGCAGAUCUCCAUCCGAAUCUGAGUCUGAUUUUACACAACGACAGAGAAUGACGCUGGGUCCUAAACCGGAGGGAAGAAAACUCGACUUUGGUGCUCCGGCAUCCGUGGAUCCGUCUCCAGCUGCUCCUCCCACCCCAGCUGCUCCCAAAUCAGCAGCAACCAAAGAACCUGCUCGUCACACGCCUCUUCCUGAAUUGUGUCGACCACAAACGUUGGACGACAUUUCGGGCCAAAAGGAGCUGAUGGCUGUAUUGCGGCGGUUUGUAGCGUACGGCCGGAUCCCCUCAAUCAUCUUCUGGGGCCCUCCAGGUGUUGGAAAAACGACUUUGGCCCGGAUUCUGGCCAAGACGUCAGGCAAUCGGUUUGUAGAGCUGUCAGCAACUCAGAAUAACGUGGCAGAUGUGAAAAAGGUGAUUGAUCAGGCAAACAACGAGUGGAAGCUGCUGAAACGAGGAACUAUUCUGUUCAUUGACGAGUUGCAUCGGUUUUCAAAGGCUCAACAGGACGUGCUUCUGCCUGCAGUUGAAAAGGGAGACAUUACAUUGAUUGGAGCGACUACAGAGAACCCCUCUUUUCGCCUAGUGGGUGCUCUGACGAGUCGAUGUCGAGUUUUGACUCUCAAGAAGCUGUCCAUGAAGGAUAUCAAGGAGGUUGUGGAACGCAGUCUUGUUAAGUACAAUGAUACAGCUGAACACGAGGUGAUUUUGCCAACAGAGGUGAUCGACUACAUUGCUGGCAUUGCCGAUGGAGACGUGAGAAGCGCCUUGAACAUCCUGGAGCUCGUGGUUUCUGUUUGUGACAUUGUUGAGGAGCAGCCUGAGAAGGCAGUAGAGGAGGAAAAACCUGAGGAAACCAAAGACACCACCACCGAAGCCUGCGCGGCCAACGACACCACCGACGCCACAAAUGAAGCAACACCAGAUGAUAGUGCCAUUUUGAGCGAUAGUGAGGCUGCUGAAAACCCUGCUUCAAGCUCACAAGACGCCAGCUCUCAACUGACUGUCACUGCAUCACCACCAAAGAGAUACCGAACCACAACGCUUCGGGAGAUAAAAAACGUGAUCAGAAGAACACACGUGCUGUACGACAAGAACGGUGACAAUCACUACGAUGCCAUUUCUGCAUUUCACAAGUCCAUCAGAGGCUCUGAUCCAGAUGCCACCCUGUUUUACCUCGGAAAAAUGCUCAAAUCUGGUGAGGAUCCGCUGUAUAUAGCACGCCGAAUGGUUCGAAUUGCCUCGGAGGACAUUGGAUUGGCAGACGACAGUUUGUUACCUCUAUGUACUGCUGCUUAUACUGGUAUCCAACAAGUGGGCAUGCCAGAAGGAGAUUGCAUUCUUGCCCAUGCUGCCGUCAAACUGGCACUAGCAGACAAAUCCGUCAAAGUGUACAAGGCCUGGGGCAUGGUUAAGGAGGCUCUUUCCGAUGAACAUGGUCUGCUAGCCGCCGAGAUUCCCAUUCAUCUCAGAAAUGCUCCUACCAAGCUUAUGAAGGAGCUUGGAUACGGAAAGGAGUACAAAUACAACCCGCGGUUCCUGGGUGGCAAAGUCAAACAGGAUUACAUGCCUGAAGGGUAUGAGAAUGUCAAGUUCAUGCCCGAGAGACACCUGGGAACAGAGAUUGAUCCGGAGUUGGAGGGAGAGAUUAUCGAUGAGGAGACGGAGGCUGAGUAUUAUGGCGGUGUGAUGAUCUAG